GGCAACACUUUCCGUUUACCGAAGUUCAUGAGCGCGAAAGCCCAGUGGUUAACAGCGUGAAAUACCGAACCGUCUUUUCUUCAAUAUAGAAAUUGAUUUUAAAAAUGGGUAACAAGAAAACCGAAGACUCGCCUGCUGCUGUCCCCGAAGAAGAGGAGGAAGAGGAAUACAGCGUGGAAAAAGUCCUUGACAAGAGGAUUCGUGGGGGCGUGGUCGAGUACUACCUCAAGUGGAAGGGCUAUGGAGACGAGGACAACACUUGGGAACCGGAGACGAAUUUGGACUGCCCAGAGCUCAUAGAAGCAUUUGAAGUUGCCCGCAAGAAGGAAGAAGAAAAGAAAGAAGAAGCCAAAAAGAAGAAAAGAUCCUCAACUGUGGCUGAAGAACCUGUCAAAAAGAAGGCUAAGAAAACUGUCGAGGAAGACAACCGUCCGCGUGGAUUUGAUCGAGGAUUAGAAGCUGAGAAAAUCAUUGGAGCCACAGAUUCCAGUGGAGAGCUCAUGUUCCUUAUGAAAUGGCGUGGCACGGACGAAGCGGACUUGGUGCCGGCGCGACAAGCCAACACGCGGUGUCCGCAAGUGGUGAUCAAGUUCUACGAGGAACGGCUAACAUGGCACUCGUCCAACAAUGAGGAUGAGGAGGCUGGGGGACAGGCUGCAGGCGCCGCUGCUGGCGAUGCCGUCGCAGCCUGAGUCUCCCUCCAUCCGACAGAGCAUCCUUUCAUUACCGACUCAAAAUUUUAUCACAGCCAGGUUCACCGACUUUGUCCUUUUAGCUGUCGGGUGUUGCGCCCAUAACGCCUCAAGGUUCAGUCAUUAGCAACAUGGUUAUUGGAUUUAGUUGCAAUCAGCUAAUUUGUUAUACUACAUCAUGACUGUUACAACGCAUAUAUUUUUAUGUUUAUUCCUCCGUCAUUUUCAUGACGCUGUUGGUAGACUCGGUUAACCUGGUGGUGAUAAAAUUGCGAUGCUCGGAUCCCAUUUCAUCCAUACAGACAUCUAUCUUUAGAAUAAGUAUAGUUUUAAUUGGAAGAUAGUGUUCAUUUUUUCGCCACAGAGCAAAAUUCUGAGUCGACGCUGACUACUAAAGGAUUUUAGUUGAUCUGAUGUAAAAUUCAUGCAAACCUGAUGUCGAUGUGAAAGAAUUUUACGUUAUUGUCUUAGUUAAAGGAUCUCAUGACUUCCAUGUACGUUUAUGUUACGUAUUCGGAGGAAUGUCAGAUCAGUCUUCAUAUUCGCCUCAGCUGCUGUAUCAAACUCUUUGAUGUUGGGACUAAAGUAUAAUUACAAAUAAAUACACAGGAACUCUGACA
Messenger RNA from Hyalella azteca, 1312 nucleotides. Its product is annotated as chromobox protein homolog 1. The transcript has 5 exons. Gene Ontology annotation, biological process: chromatin organization; negative regulation of transcription by RNA polymerase II. NCBI's taxonomy places the organism in Eukaryota, Metazoa, Arthropoda, Malacostraca, Amphipoda, Hyalellidae. The coding region runs from base 105 to 692 and encodes 195 amino acids. The record is from RefSeq and is a predicted model, not a curated record. Gene Ontology annotation, molecular function: chromatin binding. Gene Ontology annotation, cellular component: nucleus; pericentric heterochromatin.